UUUCACUGCUUACACUCCCCCACCACUCCCUGACACAAUUCUCUCUCUCUAAAAAUUGUGUAAAUUUUGAUGUCUGAUAGUGCAAGCAAAGCAAUCACCCAUGACCUCCUCUUCUCUGAUCUUCUUAUUUUUUUGGGCGGCAUUUUAAUUAUAGUUAGGUUAAAUUUCUUAUGAUAUAGUCAUUUACCACUAAAACAGACUUUUAAAGAAACCAUAUUUAUUUGUGUAAUCAAGAUAAAUAUACUAACAAAACUGACAUAAUUAAAUGCUGUUGUUUACUAUUUGUCACUGGGAGGGAAGGAGAGAGUGAAAUGUUGAAAAUAUCUAGUUUGGUUGUUUUUUUUUUCUCUCUCUCUCUUGCUUUUAGGCUUUAGGCUUUCACUACUAAUACUCUAACUCUCUUAGUUUAAGACACUGCCUUCACAUCCAAAACACAAAUGCAAAUCUUUGUCUCCUCUCUUCCUUCAAAGUCUUUCAUUACAAAACCCUAAUAUCUCUUAUCUUCUCUGUCUCUCUUAAGGGUUUCUAUUUGGUUGAGGCUGACUAUAUCUUCUUCAAAGUUCUGAACUUUUGAAGCAUAUUAAGAUCAAAGUAAUUAAUUUGCUGCUUUUAGUUGUGAAGCUAGUCUCUCCUCUGUCCCCAAACCAAGAAACAAUUUGCAAAGAAAAAGCAAAAGGUUUUUGAAGAAGACCCAAUUUAAAAAGAUGGAAAUUGCAAGUCAAGAAGAUCAUGAUAUGCCCAUCCCAUUAAACACUACAUUUGGUGGUGGUAGUCAUGGUCACAUGAUCCAUCAUCAUCAUGAUCAUCAUGCUGCUAAUUCUGCUCCUCCAACUCACAACAACAACAUUACUACUCAACCACCACCAAUGCCGUUACAUGGUAAUGGUCAUGGAAACAACUAUGAUCAUCAUCAUCAAGAUCCUCAUCAUGUGGGUUACAACGCCAUCAUCAAGAAACCCAUGAUAAAGUACAAGGAGUGUCUCAAGAACCAUGCAGCAGCUAUGGGAGGCAAUGCCACUGAUGGGUGUGGAGAGUUUAUGCCAAGUGGUGAAGAUGGCUCCAUUGAGGCUCUCACUUGCUCAGCUUGCAAUUGCCACAGAAACUUCCAUAGAAAAGAAGUGGAAGGCGAACCCGCAGCCACCGCCAUUUCCCCUUACCACCAACCACCUCCACACCGAAAACUCAUGCUCAACCACCACAAGAUCAGAUCAGCCAUGCCACACCAAAUGAUCAUGCCAAUUGGAGUCUCUAACUACCGGUACAUGCAUAACAACUCCGAGUCCGAGGACUUUAUGGAAGAAGAUGGCGUAACCACCGCAUCUAGAUCGCUACCAAACCUGCCAUUCAACCAGAAGAAGAGGUUUAGGACAAAGUUCACGCCGGAACAGAAGGAGAAGAUGCUGAGUUUUGCUGAGAAAGUUGGGUGGAAAAUACAAAGGCAAGAAGAUUGUGUUGUUCAAAGGUUUUGCGAAGAGAUUGGAGUGAAGAGAAGAGUCCUUAAGGUUUGGAUGCACAACAACAAGAUCCAUUUCUCCAAGAAGAACAACAUUAACCUCGAAGACAACGACAACGAAAAGAUCGACAAUCUGAACAAUGUUGAUCUGUCCGGUAAUAACGACAUGACUAAGAUCGUCCCAUGAUAUAACGUUAUUUCUAUAUGAUCUUUGAUAAUUAUGUAGUUAUAUCGUUAAGUUAGCUAUUAGGGUUUUAAUUUUAUUUUCUAGCUGGUUUGGUUUUAUUUAUAUAUAUAAGCUCAUUCGCUAUCUGAUUAAAGGCAUGGAUUUCAUAUAUAAUUCUGCUCUUUGUUGUGUUUUAUUUAUUUGGAAGUUAUAUAUAUUAAUUAAACUUCUUGUAAUAAAUGUAUGACCAGUCGUUUUUUUUUCUUCUUC
Messenger RNA from Arabidopsis lyrata subsp. lyrata, 1889 nucleotides. Its product is annotated as zinc-finger homeodomain protein 4. The record is from RefSeq and is a predicted model, not a curated record. Gene Ontology annotation, biological process: regulation of DNA-templated transcription; regulation of developmental process. Gene Ontology annotation, molecular function: DNA-binding transcription factor activity; transcription cis-regulatory region binding. Bases 705 to 1640 code for a protein of 311 amino acids. Gene Ontology annotation, cellular component: nucleus. Lineage: Eukaryota; Viridiplantae; Streptophyta; Magnoliopsida; Brassicales; Brassicaceae. The transcript has 2 exons.